UAUACACUAAAAAGGUAGUUAUCACCAUAAAUAAGGUAGGUAGCAAUGCUAUCUUGGUUUAGAAUUGAAAGAACCAAAGGUUGAAACCAACAUUCUUCUUCCACAUCCCACCUUGUCAGCAAUGGCAGAAACAAUCUCUACAACAAAAAGGUAUGCAGUGGUUACAGGGGCAAAUAAAGGAAUAGGAUUUGAAAUAUGUAGGCAGUUAGCUUCUAAGGGAGUCAUGGUGGUGUUGACAGCUAGAGAUGAGAAGAAGGGUAUUGAAGCUCUUGAGAAAGUCAAAAGGGAUAAUGGCCUCUCUGAUCAUGUGGUGUUCUUUCAACUUGAUGUUGUAGACCCAUCUAGUAUUGCUACCCUUGCUGAUUUUAUCAAGUCUAAAUUUGGAAGGCUUGAUAUCUUGGUGAACAAUGCUGGGAUUGGUGGCGUCCACACAGAUUUGGAUGCUUUAAAGUCAUCAGAGGUUGCUGAUGUUGGGCCUGGAGUGCUAAGCAAAUGGAAAGAAGUAAUGACUCAGAGCUACGAGUUGGCUGAAGAAUGCUUGCAAACAAACUACUAUGGCGCAAAAAGGAUGAUUGAAGCACUCAUUCCCCUCCUCCACCUCUCAGAUUCACCAAGGAUUGUAAAUGUCUCUUCUGGCAUGGGGAAGUUAAAGAAUAUACCCAAUGAAUGGGCUAAAGGAGUGUUGAAUGAUGCCGAAACCCUUACAGAAGAGAGAGUAGAUGAGGUACUGAAUGAGUUUCUAAAAGAUUUCAAAGAAGAUUCGUUAGAAACCACAGGAUGGCCUACAAUGUUCUCUGCGUAUACAUUGUCGAAAGCAGCCAUGAACGCAUAUACAAGAAUUCUAGUCAAAAAGUAUCCCACAUUCUGCAUCAACUGUGUCUGCCCCGGUUUUGUUAAAACUGAUAUAAACCACAAUACCGGCAUUUUAAGUACAGAACAAGGUGCUGAAUGUCCUGUGAAGCUUGCCCUGUUGCCUAAAGAUGGGCCUUCUGGCCUCUUCUUUAGUCACAACGAACCAUCAUCUUUUGAGUGAGCACUGUUCAAUUCAAUCUUCCAUAUGAAGAUGAAAGUAAUAUGUAUAGUAUAGAUAUAUAUAUAUAUAUAUAUAUAUCUUGAGUGACUUUUUAUCCAAAAUAUUCCAAUGUGAUUUAUGCAAGUAAUUUUAUGAACAACUUGAGGCAAUUAAACUA
Messenger RNA from Camellia sinensis, 1190 nucleotides. RefSeq names its product (+)-neomenthol dehydrogenase. NCBI's taxonomy places the organism in Eukaryota, Viridiplantae, Streptophyta, Magnoliopsida, Ericales, Theaceae. Gene Ontology annotation, molecular function: oxidoreductase activity, acting on the CH-OH group of donors, NAD or NADP as acceptor. The record is from RefSeq and is a predicted model, not a curated record. Gene Ontology annotation, cellular component: membrane.